Coccidioides posadasii C735 delta SOWgp is the source of this 702-nucleotide messenger RNA. RefSeq lists its product as uncharacterized. The record is from RefSeq and is a predicted model, not a curated record. Gene Ontology annotation, molecular function: carbon-sulfur lyase activity. NCBI's taxonomy places the organism in Eukaryota, Fungi, Ascomycota, Eurotiomycetes, Onygenales, Onygenaceae.
AUGGCUUAUGCCCCGUCCGAGCCGUUUAUCCUUACAGGAGGAUGCUUCUGCAAAGCCAUUCGCUACACCAUCAACGUUCCGCAACGGGAGGAUCGUCCUAUCCUCCCAGGAGCGGUGGACACGCGCCUGCCACCGCUCCCGGGGCAACACAAGCACGACGAUGACAGACGAAGCCAGCCCCGCGUUCCCACCACAUUCCCAUUAAUUGGCUUCGAUCAUUGCUCAGACUGUCGCCAUGCUGCGGGAACCGUCGUGCAGGCCUGGUGCAUUUCCCCGCACAGUUGGGUGGAAUGGACCGUUCUUCCGUUGCACAAGAAUGAUGCUGGAGAAGGAGAUGUAGCCAAACCGCCCAUUCACCUCACAACUUUGGAAGCCUGCGCAUCCGACGGAAAAUCUUCCGUGUGCCAUGAGACGUAUAUUUCUCAUUAUAAGUCGUCUCGCGAUGUCACCCGGAGCUUUUGCUCCCGAUGUGGGACAACCCUGACUUAUUAUUUCGAAAGACCGGCGUCAUCGCCUAUUUCACCACUGAUCGAUAUAACCAUGGGCAGUCUGGAUGAGGAGAGUCUCGAAAAGAUUCAUCCUGAACGCCAGGUGUGGUGGGAUUCUGGGAUUGGGUGGAUGAAGGGAAUUAUGACGUGGGGAGAUGGGGGGGUAAUGAGACAUGCAAAGGGGACAUUGACGGAUGAAAUAGCGUCAGGCUGA